AGACGGGCUGGACCCGGAGCUCGCCGCGCUGGCCGCCGGCAACGUGCCCGCCGACGGCGGCGGCGACGGCGGCGCGCCGCCGCCGCUGGCGCACGAGGAGGAUGAGGUGGAGGCGGACAUCAACCGCCGCGAGGCGCAGCUGUUCUCUGAUUGGGUGGCGGAGGCGCGGCGGGCCGCGGCGGUGGAGGCCGCCGCCAAGAUUCAGGCGGUGGAGGAGAGCGCGAUGGUGGGGCCCACGGCGCCGCCGCCCGGCGCCGGUGGCGGCCAGUACGAGGCCGACUAUGGCACGCACCUGCGGCCGGGCGAGGGCGAGGCCAUGGCGGCGUACGUGCAGGCGGGCAAGCGCAUCCCGCGGCGAGGCGAGGUGGGGCUGGACUCCAACCAGAUUGAGAAGUUUGAGCAGAUCGGCUAUGUGAUGAGCGGCAGCCGCCACUCCCGCAUGAACGCCGUGCGCAUCAGGAAGGAGAACCAGGUAUAUACGGCUGAGGAGAAGGCGGCCCUGGCCAUGUUCAACUUUGAGGAGAACAAGCGCAAGGAGCAGAAGAUUUUGGAGGAGAUGCGGCGCUUGGUGGACUCCACGCUGGGGCAGGGGGAUGAGGAGGAGGCGGGGCCGCCGCCGCCGCCCGCCUGAGCGGCGGCGGGGC
Molecule: messenger RNA, 644 nt
Organism: Chlorella variabilis
Lineage: Eukaryota; Viridiplantae; Chlorophyta; Trebouxiophyceae; Chlorellales; Chlorellaceae
Exons: 2
Coding region: 224-631 (135 amino acids)
Biological process (GO): regulation of gene expression
Cellular component (GO): nucleus
Molecular function (GO): chromatin binding
Source: RefSeq, a predicted model, not a curated record